GGGCCUAAAGAAAUUUCAAACAGUUGCGGCCGUGAGGCGCUAGUGAACGCAUCUUGAAAUCGAAAAUAUAUAUAUAUAUAUAGAGAAAAUAGUUUUUGAAUCGGGAAAAUGAAGGCUGCUGCGUUGAUCCUGGUUUUCCUGGCUGUAAGCCAAGGUAGAGUGCUGAAUUUGCCCAAGGAGGCGGUUGAUAUUCCUGUGACCAUUGUCGAGGAUAAGCAGCCACCAGUGGCCCUGUCUUUGGUUAAGGAGGAGCCCAAGCUGGAGGAGAUCAAACCUAUUGUCCAGGAAGAGAAAGCCAAGGAGCUGAAGGAGGAACUUAAGCCAGAAAUUAAGGAGGAGAUUCUGCCUGAAGUUCCAAAAGAGAUUAAGCCAGAAAUCAAGGAAGAAAUUAAGCCAGAAAUUAAAGAAGACUUAAAGCUGAAAGAGCAGCGGCUUAAGGAACAGAUUGAAGAACAGAUUAAGAAGCAGAUCAACCAGAAGCUCAAGGAGAAGCCCUCGGAGCUCAAGGAGAAAUCUCUGGAAGCCAAAGAGCAACCUCAGGAAAUCAAAGAAGAAAUCAAACAGGAAACUCCAGAGAUCAAAGAGGACACUAAGCCCCUAGAGGAACCUGCCCAAAACAUCUUAAAAACUCUGCCUGCUGAAGAGACUGUGGCUGUGCCUGCCGAGGAACCCUCUCCCUUGGAGCAAGAGCAAUCCGAAACUCAAGAUGCUGCCCAUCCACAGGUCCGUCAAGCCACCCAGGCCACUCCCACCCAGCAGAGUACCACCCAGGGCAACUUUGUGCAGCAACUCAUCCAGAAUUCCCCCAUUGGUCAGUUCCUGAAUCAGUUCCAGCCUCAACCAGCUGCUGCUGCUCCUGCUCCAGCUCAGGCCCAAGCGGAUGAUGCAGCUGCUGCUGCUGCUCCUGCCACUCCUGCUCCCACCGUUCCUGGCUUCCUGAAUCCUCAGGCUGCCAUUACCUCCGCUCAGCAGGCUGUCCAGAAUGCCGCCCAGACUGCCGUCAAUGCCACCACUCAGGCCUUCCAGGGUAUCCAGCAGUUCGCCAGCAAUUUGGGUAAUCAGUUCCAGAACACCUUGUCCAGCUUGACUGGCCAGCAGCAGGCAGUGUCCACCACUCCACGGCCACCAGGUCCCAUUCAGCAGUUCGUGAACAAUGUCUUUGGAGGAAACAACAAUGCCUCAGCCGCUGCUCCUGCCCAGCAAAGCACCAAUCCUCUCCAGGGAAUCAUCAACUUCCUGGGUGGUAAUCGUCCACAGAAUGCCCCAGCUGCCGCUGCACCAACUCAGGCCCCGGAAAAGCCCGCCGUAGAUGAUAAGAUCGAGCCUGCCAAGGAUGAGGUGGCUGAGUUUGUCCCGGAAUCCGAGAACGAAGUGCGUCAUAGUGGCGAAGCUAUCGACGAUUCCUUCGAAGAGGCUGGCGUUCCUUCCAACGAGGUUAUUGUGGUCAACGAUGAUGCCGGCGAGGGCGGAGAAGUCGUGGAUCCUGUCCAGCCAGUGGCCACCGAUGCUGUGGCUCUUUAAGGGAUUUUGACUGUAUAGUUAACCCUAAGCCAACCGACUGAUGCCAUUUUCGCAGAGAUUUUUCGAUUUAUUUUGAGAAUGAAAAAGGAAAAUGCUUCUUUAGUUUUCUAAGUGCAUGCACCGCAACAAAUUAUUUAUUUCAUACUCAGCCCAGGAAUUUAUCUAUAAUAAAAUGAGAGAAAACCGAUCAUUAAAUAAAAUAAAUAACUUAA
Messenger RNA from Drosophila eugracilis, 1733 nucleotides. RefSeq names its product 20-hydroxyecdysone protein (gene ImpE2). The record is from RefSeq and is a predicted model, not a curated record. Lineage: Eukaryota; Metazoa; Arthropoda; Insecta; Diptera; Drosophilidae. The transcript has a single exon. The coding region runs from base 109 to 1521 and encodes 470 amino acids.